Messenger RNA from Bactrocera oleae (olive fruit fly), 1755 nucleotides. It is a transcript of the gene Grl40a, whose product is annotated as Gustatory receptor-like 40a. The record is from RefSeq and is a predicted model, not a curated record. NCBI's taxonomy places the organism in Eukaryota, Metazoa, Arthropoda, Insecta, Diptera, Tephritidae.
UUGUUGUUACACACAUUUUCCGCUGUAUGCACAGAUAGGCAUCGCAAUGCAUCAUUAAUUUACGAUUAAAAUGAACUCGUUUAUAUUCCAAACGCAGAAAUUCUGUGCUCUAAUAUAAUUUCGUCAACCAGCACACAAUAUACUUGUAUUUUAUUUUCGGCCAACAUGAAUUGGCCACGUGUUUUAGACAUAACCAACAGUUUCUUGCUGUUUACCGGAUUUCAGCUGCACAGCUUUGACUUAAAAACUCAACGGUAUCACAUUUCCCUGUGGGGACUCGCAAAUUUCACAGCGCUGACAUUAUUCUAUGUCAUCUGCAUUAAUCAGCACUUCACGCGCUCACCACUGCUAAAGAUUUUCCACGAUGUUUCGCCGUUUUUUUGGCAACUAAUACGCGCGCAUCUAUUGCUGGGACUUAAGAUUUAUAUAUUUCGCAUUUUUACAAUGGUCGCAGUGGGUCGUGCUUGCAAUGGUAUUUCAGGCGUUUGCACACGUGUGUUUGCGCAUAAAUUCAAAUUGAAGGAGGCUUUUGCAUACAUCUUGGUAUUCUCAACGUUCGCAAUCUCACUUUGCUUUGGUGCAUAUAUUGCUUAUGAAAUGGAAUUUGAAAUGCCACCUUGGGAUAAUAUUUUCGUAAGUUUUGGCCUAUUCAUUCCGCAUUUCGCUGUGGCCGGCGCUUUAAAGCUAUACACACUGAAUUGCUGUUUAUUGCGCGAGGAACUGAGGCAGUUAAAAAUGGGACUGCAGGACAUGCUUAUGGAGCAAUUAACAACUGACGUCAAAAGUGUGGAAAACGGCAUUGAAAUGACAGCAAGUGUCAGCGCCACAAAUGUUUGUGUCAAAAUGAAAGCGAUGAAUUUUCAAAAAGAGUUGGCGCAAUAUCUUAAACGCUUUGAGCAGCUGGCGGCUGAAGUGAAGCUUGUGAGCGUUGCAUUAGGCAAAGAUAUGCUGCUGCUAUUGUUAAUGAAUUGCACCUGUCUGCUUGCCGGUGUUUAUUCACUUGUGUACUUUCAAACAAGUUGGCACUUACUCUUCUCUCCCCAGUGGAAGCGUAUUUUUUAUGCUUCUAAUAUUGCGAUUUACGUGCUCAUCUCCUGGGAUUAUAUUUGUUUGUGCACAAGUGUAUGGCUUUUCAACAAAGUGAAAAACCAAAUACUUGAUGUCGUUCAAGUAGCUAUAAAAUCAAAAGCGCGUUUUGAAAAGGCUGCUUAUGCUCUCCUAAAGGAUAUUCGUAACGUAUUGACUACAGAGCUGCGGUUGACUUUGUUUAAGCUGGUGGAAAUAAACGCGUCGAAUUUAAUAAUGUUGCACGUCAUCGUUGGCAUAAUAAUAUCCCUAGUCGUUGUUUAUCAAUAUUUGAUUGAUCAAAUUAUUUCAAUACAUGCUGAGCUGGAUACUGUCGACAGCGAUGAUUAGAAUUUAGCUUAACAUACAAACAAACCUUGACUGUACAUAUAGCUCCUUUCUUUGUUAAGAUAAGAUCAGAACAUAAUGAAUUACAAAACUUCCGGUUCCGUCCAAACUCGUUUAUCUAUGCAUUUCAGCAAAAUAUUAUAGUGAUGCCAUAUCCAAUAGUUACACUUCUCAAAAUAAGUGAAAAUAAUUAAGCAUAAAUAUUUCAAUGAUUUUGUUCAAAUAUAUAAAUGUAGAUAAAUAUGCCUUUAAAAAUUAGCAGUAAUGGUGAUCUUAAUUAAGUUCAAAUAUAUUAGAUACAUUGAAUAUUAUAAAAAUAUAUAACUCGUAUAAUACACAUGC